This is a messenger RNA of Neoarthrinium moseri, 5283 nucleotides long. RefSeq lists its product as uncharacterized. Gene Ontology annotation, molecular function: DNA binding; histone demethylase activity. Bases 1 to 5283 code for a protein of 1760 amino acids. The record is from RefSeq and is a predicted model, not a curated record. NCBI's taxonomy places the organism in Eukaryota, Fungi, Ascomycota, Sordariomycetes, Amphisphaeriales, Apiosporaceae. The transcript has 5 exons. Gene Ontology annotation, cellular component: nucleus. Gene Ontology annotation, biological process: chromatin remodeling.
AUGGUGCAAGCACCCACCACUGGCCUCUCGGCCAGCGCGCAUGGCAGCUCUCGAGCCUCGCCAGCAGUCAGCUCCUCGACCGGCAUUACGCCAAACGCCAACGGCACCAAGUCCAAGCCUGGACACGCAAAUCCUCAAUUGCCUCUCAGCUCCUUGCGCAGCGCGCCGCUGGACCUUCGAUCUGUCGAGCGACGAGGCCAGCCCACAGCCGGCAGGGAGACCACGAAGCGAACCAGGCCAUUUGGCCUUCAAGAGGCCCCAUCAUACCGCCCGACCGAAGACGAAUGGCGCGACCCCUUCGAGUACAUCCGCAAGAUCACCCCCGAGGCGUCCAAGUACGGUCUCUGCAAGAUCAUCCCGCCGGACUCGUGGAAUCCCGACUUCGCAAUCGAUACCGAGAAAUUCCACUUUAGGACCCGAAAGCAGGAGCUGAACUCGGUAGAAGGCAGCACCAGAGCGAAUCUCACCUACCUCGACGCCCUCGCCAAAUUUCACAAGCAGCAGGGUACGAAUUUGAACAGGCUACCGUAUGUCGACAAGAAACCACUCGAUCUCUACCGCCUGAAGAAGUGCGUCGAGGCUCGCGGCGGGUUCGACAAGGUGUGCAAGAUGAAGAAGUGGGCAGAGAUCGGCAGAGACUUGGGCUACAGCGGCAAGAUCAUGUCGUCUCUAUCGACGUCGUUGAAGAACUCAUACGAUCGAUGGCUCACUCCGUACGAGAACUAUCUUCGCCAGGCGAAACCAGGCGUCUACCAGCAGCUGGAGUACGAAUAUGGCGGGCCCUUGACCCCCAGUCCGGCACCGAGCCCCUUGAAGCGUUCCACUGUGCACACGCCGUCCAGCCUGCGGGACGGCUCCCCAGCACGGAAUGCUACCGACGCCCUACAAGCUAGCAUCUCAUUGACUGGCCUCAAGCAGGAGAGCGAUAGAGAUGUGCCCAUGAGUGAUGCACCGCUCCCGCCGCCACCCACCUCGGGCGGGUUUACGGCCAUCAACUCGGGCGGGUUCACUGCAGUCAAUUCUGGCUUCACCAGUAUCAAUCGGCCAGUUCCGACCGACGUCAAGAGCUUCACACCUCCACCCAAACAGUACGGAAGCGCACACUCGUCCGCCAAGAACACUCCGGACUUCCGCCCCUCGGGACAGGCCACUUCCAAUCCUCUCAAGAGACAGCUCAGCUGCGACAGCCUGGAUAUCUCGAAAAAGGAGACCGGCGCUGACAAGGACGAUCUCGACAGUGGCAGCCGCCGGAGUAAACGUCUCAAGAAAGAUACCGUCCCCACGGUCGCUGGCUCCCACAUGUCCCUGUACCGGCCACUUGGACCCCGGAUACCCCGAGAUGAGACCCUUGGUCCUGGCGAGCGGUGCGAAAACUGCGGCAAGUCUGAAGACGCGGGGUUUCUGGCCGUAUGCGAGUCGUGCGACCUCAGUUUUCAUGGCCCUUGUGUUGACCCGCCCCUUAAACACAAGCCCGGCGAUGAGUGGAACUGCCCGCGCUGUCUUGUCGGCGACGGGCACUUCGGAUUCGAAGAUGGCGGCCUCUACUCUCUCAAGCAGUUUCAGGAGAAGGCCGCCGACUUCAAGCAAGGCUACUUCGAGAACCGAAUGCCCUUCGACCCCGUGCUCAACUGCCCCAGGCCCGUCACCGAGGACGAUGUCGAGCGUGAAUUCUGGCGAUUGGUCACCAGUAUCGAGGAAACCGUCGAAGUAGAAUACGGUGCUGACAUCCACUGCACCACACACGGGUCCGGCUUCCCCACCGCCGAAAGGAACCCGAGCAACCCCUACUCCACUGACUUCUGGAAUCUCAACAUUAUGCCGUUGCAUCCAGAGUCACUCUUCAGGCAUAUCAAGUCCGACAUUUCGGGUAUGACAGUUCCUUGGGUCUACGUUGGCAUGAUCUUCUCAACCUUCUGUUGGCACAAUGAAGACCACUUUGCCUAUUCCGCCAACUACCAACACUUUGGAGCCACCAAGACAUGGUACGGCAUUCCUGCCGAGGAUACGCAGAAGUUUGAAGAUGCUAUGCGAGCGGCAGUUCCCGAGUUAUUUGAGACACAGCCCGAUCUGCUGUUCCAGCUUGUUACCCUACUUACCCCUGAACAUCUCAAGAAGGCAGGAGUGCGGGUUUACGCUCUCGACCAAAGAGCUGGCCAGUUGGUCAUCACGUUCCCUCAAGCAUACCAUGCUGGGUUCAACCACGGAUUCAACUUCAAUGAGGCGGUCAACUUUGCACCUUCGGACUGGGAGUCCUACGGCCUCGCCGGAGUGCAGCGACUCCAGGAGUUCAGGAAGCAGCCCUGCUUUUCCCACGACGAAUUGCUGUGGACAGCAGCCGAGGGAACCUCGAGCACUCUGACGAUCCAGACCGCCAGGUGGCUCGCGCCGGCCCUCGAGCGGAUCCACAAGAGGGAGCUCGAACAGCGCCAGCAAUACAGUGCCAAACAUCUCGAGGGCAAUGCUCACGCAUGCGUUCUCACAGCCGACUCACACGAGCCCUGCUCUCUGACUUUCCAGGUCUUCGACGAGGAUGUCCCGGAGGAAGAGUAUCAAUGUUCGUACUGCAAAUGCUAUGCUUACCUCUCGAGAUUCAAGUGCAACCGUUCAGGCAAAUUCCUGUGCCUCAUGCACGCCGGCCACCAUGCAUGCUGCGACAUGUCCGAGUCCGACCGUUUCGCCGGCAAGGAGCACGUGCUGUUCUACCGCAAGACGACCGAAGACAUGAGCGAGACGUACCGCAAGGUACUCGAGAAGGCCCACUUGCCCGAGGCAUGGGAGGAUAAGUAUGACAAGUUGUUGGAUGAAGGUGGUACGCCCACCCUCAAAACUCUUCGGAACCUCCUGAGCGAGGGCGAACGCAUUCCGUACGACCUCCCCUCUCUGCCAGCGCUCAAAGAAUUUGUUGAUCGCUGCAACGAAUGGGUCGAAGACGCGACUAAUUAUACGGUUCGCAAGCAGCAAAACCGCCGCAGGAACGACAAGGUCUGGCAAAGCGGCAUGCGCAAGUCCAUUGGAAACUCAUACCAGGAGCAGAAGGAGCGUGAGAUGCGAAAAGUCAGUAACAUCCAUCGGCUGAUCGAUGAGGCUGAGGCCAUCGGCUUCGAUUGCCCCGAGAUCACUCAACUGAAGGAACGCGCCGAGGCUAUCAAGAGCUUCCAGAACAGUGCAGAGUCGGCACUCGGACGCCUGGCCGUCCAGUCCGAGGAUUCGAUAGAGGAACUACUCGAAGAGGGCCGCAGUUUCAAUGUCGACAUGACGGAGAUCGAUAAACUCAACGAAGUGCUCGAGCAGAUGCGCUGGAACUCCAAGGCCAAAGCCAAUAGAACUGUCUUCAUGACUCUGGACGACGUGACUGUGCUCAUCGAAGAAGGAGUCCGUCUGGACAUCCCGCCCUACAACGAUCACAUGAGGUUCUUCAACGAAAAGCUACAGUCGGGCCGACAGUGGGAGGCAAAGGCGACCGAGCUGAUCAACGCCGAGACCGUCCAUUACCCCCAACUAGAGGCACUUUCAAACCAAGUACAACAUGGUGCGCUGCCUGUCUCACCGGCUACCCUACAAGCCGUGGACCAAAUCUUGCAUAAACAGAGGGAGGCACACCGACAGAUCCUUGACCUCAUGGAGCGAUCGGGGGACGCCGACUUCACGAAGCGACCGAAGUACAUGGAAGUUGUUGAGGUGAUGAAGAGGCUGGAGGAGCUCAAUUCCAAACCCACUGGUACCCUUGACCUCGAGAGAGAACAGAAGCGGCAUGAGGAUUGGAUGCGGAAGGGCAAGAAGCUAUUUGGCAAGACGAAUGCGCCACUUCAUAUCCUCAAGUCUCACUUGGACUACGUCUUGGAUCGGAACCUCGACUGCUUCGAUAUUACUAGUGACAAGCCACGAUUGCCGGCCGAGCCUGCAUCCCGAGCUCCCAGCGAAGAAAGGGAGGCGAGCAAAGUCCCGCGAUCAUGGGAUGAUCCUACGUUUAGGGAGGUCUUCUGCAUCUGCCGCCGCGUUGAGGCCGGCAUGAUGAUUGAAUGCGAACUCUGUCAUGAGUGGUACCACGGCAAGUGUCUGAAGAUCGCGCGUGGCAAGGUCAAGGAAGAUGAUAAGUACACCUGCCCGAUCUGCGACUGGCGCGUCAAGAUCCCGCGAGAUGCUGCCAGACCCAAGAUCGAAGAUUUGAUCUCCUGGCAGGAUGAAGUUCCGGGCCUUCCUUUCCAGCCGGAAGAGGAGGAAAUACUGCGCAAGAUUAUCGAUAACGCCCAGGACUUCAGGAACCAUAUCUCCGUCUACUGCAACCCGAUCAUGGCGACCGCCUCUGAAGCUGAGACGCAGAGAUUCUAUCUGCGCAAGAUCGAGGGUGCGGAAAUCUUGCUCGCAUUCGAGACCAACUUCUUCCGCCAAGAGUUGCACAAGUGGAGCCCCGUUGCCCCUGAACCACCACCGGUAUUGGACGUGUCCAAGAGCACGCGGAAACCCCGACCUACGAAGCUGCAAAAGAUGUUGAAUCAACACGGCGUCAAGGAUCCCGAGGAGCUACCCGAGAGUCUGAGGGCAAAAGCAAACAGCUUGAAACGGAAGGCGAUGAAUGCCGAGGCUGCCGCCGCCGCGGCGACCGGGCCUGCAUCCGCAGGCUCCGUGACGGGCGGCGCCAACGCAAACAGCCCUUCGGCUCACUCUUUCGGAUCAGGGAGCCACGGCUUCUUUGGACGUACCUCGCAACCACCCACACCCGCACUGGCGAGUACCGCUCAUGGUCACUCCAUGCGCGGACCGGAUUCCGCCUCGUCUAGUAGACCAGGCUCCGCACUGCGUGGGGGUCCAAUGGACAUUGAUGGUCCCGACAGCGCCCGUCUACAUCCGGAUUUCUUUAUGAGCAACGGCAGUGAGGGUCCUGGGCCACAGCUCUUGGCUUCUGAUCGUGAGCCAUUGUCGCUUGAAGAGCGCCUCCUCAGUGGCCAAGACGACGCGCUCAACUUGCAGAGCGAAGCCGGAAAGGGCAAGGCCCUCGAGAUCCUUAGGCGCACGGAAGAAGGACGACGCCGAGCGGAAGAGAUAUUUGGGCCCGAUGUCUGGGAUGCCGAAGGUGGGCUGGGACGCGGGUCCCGGAGCAUGACGGGAGAUACCGAGUUGCGACAGGAAGAUGGAGAUGACAAGGAUGUCGACCGCAUGUUCUUGGACCUGACGAACGCGGACGACGAGGACGGAGAGGCCAAAAAGGCUGCCAUGGCUGCUGCCAUCACCACGGAGAGUUUUGAGGCCGAACGGGAUGCCAUGGCCAUGAUGGAUUCGGACUAA